CAUAUUUGUUUCUCUCCGGACCGUUCUGAAAGUAGCACUGCGGUGUACGGCAGUGUCAAAUCUUUGGUUGAUUUCUGUUUAUUUUCGUACAGACCGACUUCUAACAAAUAGUAAUAAUAAUGGAUGAUCAGGGAUGCCCGAGGUGCAAGACAACAAAAUACAGGAACCCAUCUCUGAAGCUGAUGGUCAAUGUGUGUGGACACACGCUGUGUGAGAGCUGCGUGGAGAUGCUCUUUGUCCGCGGCUCAGGUAACUGUGUGCAGUGUAACACUCCUCUAAGAAAGAGUAAUUUCCGCGUGCAGCUCUUCGAAGAUCCAGCCAUCGAUAAAGAAGUGGAGAUCCGCAAGAAAGUCCUUAAAAUUUAUAAUAAGAGGGAAUUUGAUUUUUCCUCUCUGAAAGAUUAUAAUGACUACCUAGAGCAGGUGGAGGACAUUGUGUUUAACUUGACUAAUAACGUAGAUGUAGAAAGGACCAAGCAGAUGAUGGAGCAGUACCAGCGAGAGAACCGGGACAUUAUACAGAAAAACAAAGUCAAACUGACACGUGAGCAGGAGGAGUUGGAGGAGUUGUUGUUACAGGAGCAGCAGGAUUCAGAGCAGAGGAGACUGGAGACCCUGCAAGAGGAACAGAGACAACUACAAGCCAAGAGGAAAAACAAACAGGCCCUGCUAGAUGAACUGGAGAGUUCUCAGUUACCUGCGGCUUUGCUUCUGGCCAAACAUAAAGAUCGAGCCGCUCAACUGGAGACUCGGAUAGAAAAACAGAAGCAGAACGUCAAACCAACAAACAUCUUCUCUACUGGAAUACUGAUGGGUCAGACUGUGUCUUUGGCCCCCGUGUCUCGUAUAGAGGAGGUGUUGUACGUCUAUCAGCCUAUGUACGUAGACACAUACGGACCCCCUGUUCCAGAUCUGGAUCAGCUCGGCCGACUGGGGUAUUUGAAUCAUGUGCGCACAGCAUCUCUACAGGAUCAGGCUGGUGGUUAUUUACCAGGACUAGCCUGCCAUCGUGCUAUCCAGGAUGCCUUCAGUGGCCUGUUUCCUUCAUGAUCUCUUCUGCUCACCUGUUUCUCUUUACAUAAAGACAUUUAAGAAGAGAAAUGCAGGCAGAGAUGGACAGAGAUCAUGGUUUAGAUUCUUCUGGAGGACUCGCUGAAUAUGACUGAAUUCAGAAUACUCUGAUCCCUGGGGUUUGUGAUGAAGAGUAUUAUAUGAACAAGCUUUAAUAGGUGUACAGAUAUUUUUGUUGAUAAUUUUUGUAAUGCCGUUUCAUUUAAAUAAAGAAAGAAAACAA
Messenger RNA from Misgurnus anguillicaudatus (oriental weatherfish), 1293 nucleotides. It is a transcript of the gene mnat1, whose product is annotated as MNAT1 component of CDK activating kinase. Lineage: Eukaryota; Metazoa; Chordata; Actinopteri; Cypriniformes; Cobitidae. Gene Ontology annotation, molecular function: cyclin-dependent protein serine/threonine kinase activator activity. The record is from RefSeq and is a predicted model, not a curated record. Gene Ontology annotation, biological process: positive regulation of cyclin-dependent protein serine/threonine kinase activity; nucleotide-excision repair; regulation of transcription by RNA polymerase II. Gene Ontology annotation, cellular component: transcription factor TFIIH holo complex.